Messenger RNA from Carya illinoinensis, 805 nucleotides. Its product is annotated as trafficking protein particle complex subunit 3-like. Gene Ontology annotation, biological process: endoplasmic reticulum to Golgi vesicle-mediated transport; intra-Golgi vesicle-mediated transport. The record is from RefSeq and is a predicted model, not a curated record. Lineage: Eukaryota; Viridiplantae; Streptophyta; Magnoliopsida; Fagales; Juglandaceae. The transcript has 5 exons. Bases 106 to 666 code for a protein of 186 amino acids. Gene Ontology annotation, cellular component: cis-Golgi network membrane; TRAPP complex; cytosol.
UCCCCUGAAAGUUGAAACCUCGGGGAGUCGUCACUUUCGCUCUUUAUCGAACCAAAAUCCAAGGCUGAAGUAGUAAACAGCCUUUGGAGCUCAAUUCAGAUCCAAAUGGCUCCUCUUGCACCUCGAUCCGGCGACGCAAUCUUCGCCAGCGUUGAACGCGUGAAUGCGGAGCUUUUUACCCUGACGUACGGAGCGAUUGUGCGCCAGUUGCUUACCGAUCUGGAGGAGGUUGAGGAAGUGAACAAACAGCUUGACCAAAUGGGUUAUAACAUUGGAAUUCGACUAGUUGAUGAGUUUCUAGCAAAAUCUAAUGUCUCUAGAUGCACUGACUUCAAAGAGACUGCUGAAGUAAUUGCUAAGGUUGGUUUUAAAAUGUUCUUGGGGGUCACUGCAUCUGUAUCCAACUGGGAUGCUGAUGGUACAUGUUGCAGUAUCAUUUUGGAGGAUAAUCCUCUGGUAGACUUUGUUGAGCUCCCUGAUACGUGUCAAGGUCUAUAUUAUUGCAACGUCCUAAGUGGAGUCAUCAGAGGAGCCUUAGAGAUGGUAUCAAUGAAGACCGAAGUCACAUGGGUUCGCGACAUGCUUCGGGGAGAUGAUGCGUUUGAGCUGCAGGUGAAACUUUUGAAGCAAGUUCCAGAAGAGUACCCAUACAAAGACGACGAGUGAGAUGGGAGGGCAACAAAGCUUGGAUUUGAUAUGUAUACAGUACAUGACUCUUGUUUCUUCUUUGUUUUCCAAAUUAUAUAAUGAAUGUUGGUGGUCGCUUAGCUUAUCGAUCUUUCUUCUCAUCCGCAUUUCUUGGAAA